CACCUUAUUGGAUGUUGCCUUACAGAAGAAUGAAAUUUAAGCGAGGGAAACCAACCCCGCUUUGUUACUCUGAAAAUUUUAAAUUAAAUUUAACAACCGCCCACUAGCGCUCAUAAAAAACAUAUCUCUCAGACAAAUUAAAACAAAAACUAAAACCCCUCACUCAAACAAAAUACACCUAUCUCUCGACUCUCCCGUAUCUCUCACUCUCUCUCCGGCAUCUCUCUCCCAUAUCUCUCUUCCGCAUCUCUUUCUCUCAUCUUUCUCAUCUCUCUCCCGUAUCUCUCUUCCACAUCUCUUUCUCUCAUCUUUCCCAUCUCUCGCUCUUUCAUAUCUUUCUCUCAUCUCUCUCAUCUCGCUCUUUCAUCGAAGCUGGGAUUUGCAAAAGGUUGGGAAUAUACAAGGAGCUCAGUUGCUUUUCUCGUAGCUUGCAUUUGGUGUAACUGUAACUAUAAGCAGUCCAACCAAACAUUUAGACUGGGGAAAGAGUUGCAUAAGUUGAAAAUGAUUAGAGCUUAUCUUAUUAUGAUUAAUAAGCCUUCUGUCAAGACAAUACAGAGUCCAGAUGGUGAUUUGAUAGAUUGUGUUCCAUCUCAUCUGCAACCAGCUUUUGAUCACCCUCAUUUGGAAGGGCGACAAGCAUCGGCACAUAUCGCGAAAAUUGUACUGAUAAAUUCAUAUAUGGUAGUGUAAUAAGUAAUAAUAACAAAGUAUUGUGCCUGUGGAUCAUUGAUUUAUAGGAUCCACCGGAAAGACCAGAAGGCCGAAAUCUAGUAGAGAUGUCAUCGGAGAAUUAUCAGUUAUGGAGUGUUUCUGGGGAAUUUUGUCCAGAAGGAACUGUUCCAUUCAGAAGAACAACUGAAAAAGAUGUUUUAAGAGCUAGUUCUGUUAGAAGAUUCGGACGAAAAUUUCAGAGGCCGGUUAGAAAAGAUACUUCCAGCAGUGGCCAUGAGGUUAGCCCGGAAUUGUACGGGGACAUUUAUCCUAGGUUCAUCACCUACUGGACUGCAGAUGCAUAUCAUACUACGGGAUGCUACAACUUACUAUGUUCGGGGUUUGUACAAACUAACAAUAGGAUAACAAUGGGAGCUGCAAUUUCUCCAAGUUCAUCUUACCAAGGUGGCCAAUAUGAUAUUAGCAUUCUUGUAUGGAAGGUGAUUUGAUCCUCGAAACUUGGAAUGGAUGAGGGAGUCAACAUGUAAGCUAGCCGCAGCGGCAACAGUUCUGCUCACCUCGUCCAUCUUCGAGCACAAGCCCUUCUAGUGAAGCAAACUUGACUAAUAAGGUCACAUUGUCAAGAUCAUUCUCGAUGCUAGUAACCAAUAAACUUUGAUCUAUGGAAUUUUAGUGUUGUGGUAAAAUUUUAGUAUCGAUGGAACUUUAGUAUUUUGUGGUAGAAUUCUAGUAUUUGCGGAAUUUUAGUAAUUUGUGAUAAAUUAUGUGUAAUAGGUAUUGUGGAGUUUGGAUUUAACUAUGUUAUGGUAUGUUGGUUUAGUUAA
Daucus carota subsp. sativus is the source of this 1499-nucleotide messenger RNA. Its product is annotated as protein neprosin. The transcript is spliced from 6 exons. The record is from RefSeq and is a predicted model, not a curated record. Bases 780 to 1163 code for a protein of 127 amino acids. NCBI's taxonomy places the organism in Eukaryota, Viridiplantae, Streptophyta, Magnoliopsida, Apiales, Apiaceae.